AUGUCCAUCCAGACCCCCCUGACCCAACUGCUGGGCAUCCAGCACCCCGUCCUGCUGGCAGGAAUGGCAAAGGCCUCGAGCGCCCCGCUGGCCGCCGCCGUCUCCAAUGCCGGUGGUCUGGGUACCGUCGGCGGGCUGGGCUACUCGCCCGAACAGCUGUCCGAGAUGCUGACCGAGCUGAAAGCGGGCCUGCGCGAUCCCUCGCUCCCCUUCGGCGUCGACCUGGCUCUCCCGCAGGUCGGCGGAAACGCCCGCAAAACCAACCACGACUACACCAACGGCAAGCUGGACCAGCUCAUCGACGUGGUCAUCUCGCACGGCGCCAAGCUGUUCGUCUCCGCCGUCGGCGUGCCCCCCGAGCACGUCAUCAAGCGUCUCCACGACGCCGGCAUCCUCAUCAUGAACAUGGUCGGCGCCCCCAAGCACGCCGAGAAGGCGCUGAAGCUGGGCGUCGACAUCGUCUGCGCCCAGGGUGGGGAGGGCGGCGGCCACACCGGCGAUAUCCCCUUCUCUGUGCUGGUGCCGGCCGUCGUCGACGUCGCGAAGAAGUACACCAGCCCCCUCACGGGGAAGCCCGCCAUGGUCGUCGCCGCUGGCGGUGUGAACGACGGCCGCAGCUUGGCCGCGUCGCUGGCGCUGGGCGCCGUCGGCGUCUGGGUGGGCACCCGCUUUGUGGCCUCCGUGGAGAGCGGCGCCAGCCGGCUGCACAAGGAGGCGGUUGUCGGUGCGCAGGCAUUGUACCAAUCGAGCAUGAUUUCCACAACGAGAAGGAUGUCGACAUUCCUUUCCUCAUGGGUGAUGUGUCUGCGAUCAUCAAGGAGAUCAAGCCGGCUGGAGACAUCGUGCGGGAAAUGGUCCAGCAGGCCGUGGAGGUGA
Molecule: messenger RNA, 876 nt
Organism: Aspergillus terreus NIH2624
Lineage: Eukaryota; Fungi; Ascomycota; Eurotiomycetes; Eurotiales; Aspergillaceae
Product: nitronate monooxygenase
Exons: 2
Coding region: 1-876 (291 amino acids)
Molecular function (GO): nitronate monooxygenase activity
Source: RefSeq, a predicted model, not a curated record